Bufo bufo (common toad) is the source of this 3511-nucleotide messenger RNA. RefSeq names its product nerve growth factor receptor (gene NGFR). Gene Ontology annotation, biological process: Rho protein signal transduction. The coding region runs from base 80 to 1276 and encodes 398 amino acids. Gene Ontology annotation, molecular function: nerve growth factor binding; death receptor activity; coreceptor activity. The record is from RefSeq and is a predicted model, not a curated record. Gene Ontology annotation, cellular component: plasma membrane; cell surface. Lineage: Eukaryota; Metazoa; Chordata; Amphibia; Anura; Bufonidae. The transcript has 6 exons.
CAAAGCUUUAGGGGCAGGUGUAGCUGACUCGCUGCAUUCUCUGUCUGCUUAUCACUCCACAACCAUCAGGACCAGGAGAAUGGAGGCUCCCCUGCUUGUCAUCCUGUGCAGCAUAUUGUUGGUGGGUGCUGAAGACUGUCCAACAGGACAAUACACCAAGAGCGGAGAAUGCUGUAUAGCCUGCGGAUCUGGAGAGGGUGUCGUACACGAAUGUGGGGUGAACCAGACUGUCUGUGAACCCUGCCUUGACAGUGUAACCUAUUCCGACACGACCAGUGAAACAGAAGCUUGUAAGCCUUGCACAGAAUGUGAUGGCAAUACACGCAUGAUAGCUCCCUGCGUGGAGACGGAUGACGCAGUGUGUGCUUGUGCUUAUGGGUUCUACAAAAGCGAGGAUAGCGGAAUAUGUCUACAUUGCAAGACGUGUCCGAUCGGAUAUGGUAUGAUCCUACCAUGUUAUAUGAACCAAAAUACUAUGUGCGAAAAAUGUCCUGAAUGGACCUUUUCCAAUGUGGACAACAACAUGGACCCGUGUCUGCCAUGUACAAUCUGUGAAGAUGAUGAGGUCGAGGAGAAAGUUUGCACUGCAACAUCGGACACAGUAUGCUACGAUCCCAAUCCACGUAUGGCAUCGGUGACACCUUUUACUCUCAGCACGGAUACCACCAUUCAGGACAGCACUGUUAUAGACAUGGAGACAGUCAAUCCAUCUACUGACGGUACUGAGCCUAUCACUCCUAGUGGAGCAGCUGAGAACCUCAUCCCAGUCUACUGCUCCAUUUUGGCAGCGGUUAUUGCAGGACUGGUAGCAUUUAUAGUCUUUAAACGAUGGAACAGCUGUAAACAGAACAAACAAGGGGGUAACAGUCAUCCGGUAAACCAGACCCCAUCCCCAGAAGGAGAGAAGCUUCAUAGUGACAGUGGCAUCUCUGUGAACAGUGAUAGUACAGCUGAACAGCCUACAGGACACACACAAGGUAAGAAUGAUCUUCGCCUAUACAAUAACCUAUCACCACAUAAGCAAGAAGAAGUGGAGAAGCUUCUGACUGGGUCAUUGGAUCAAACUUGGAAAAGUCUGGCUGGAGAACUUGGCUACCAAGAUGAGAUUAUAGACACUUUUACAAGAGAAGAGUUUCCAGUACGAGCUCUGCUUUCUGAUUGGUCCAACAAGGACUGUGCUACCACUGACGCUCUAUAUACAGCUCUACGCAAAAUUCAAAGGGAGGACAUCGCCCAGAGCUUGCAUAGCGAAUCUACUGCUACCUCACCAGUGUAAUCAAGACGUAAUGGGACAGAAGGAAGAUGUUCCAUGUUGAAAUAUUUCAGUGGAACAUUCCGCACGAGAUGUGAAGGAAAGUUUGCCCCUCAACCCUGAAACCCUUCAGCUACCCUUUUCACCCAGUAUUAACGGAGAAUCCGUCUGCACUGAAGCAUUAUUUUCAGUAUUGUGGUGUGUAAUCUUCUCCAUGGACCUUUCAUGUCCUGUAUCUCCAGGUUUCUCACUGUGAUGGACUAUAAGACUUUGAGAUGAUAAGGAAACGGGAACUAUGAAUCUUAAGACAUUGUUUUGAGAAUUCAAAGGUGCACCCACCUUCUUGUAUAGUCAGUCUUUUUUUUAAUCUAGAUUUAAUUUUUUUUUUUUAUCUAGACAUUAUAUUGUUUUAUACGCCUCGAAGGGUGACCCCCCUUACCCAAAUGGCUGCUAACCUAUAAAGAGAUUGUUCACUUCAUGCUGUCAUGGUACUGAGACACAAAAACCUGAUGAAGUUGUAUCUCACUCAGAUGGACCAUAUUUAACCCAAAGAUCAAGACUAAAUAUUUAAAAAACCCACUUCCAGAAACACACUUCCACCUUGAUCAGUAUAGAGACAGACAUUUUAUGUAAGUCAACAUUAAGCCCUUAAAGUUUCUAGGUCAAAUGAGAUGUUUAGCGCAUUGUAUGUCAAGCCUUAGUGAUGUCAUCAGCUCCUUCCACUAGUCUCCACUAUUGGAAGGGGAUGGAUCUGCUGUAAACAUUUUAUAUAGAUACAUCAAGACGUCAGAUAUCCAUAAAAAUAACCCAUUGGAUAUCCAAUGUGCUACCAUUAGAUGAAUCAACCAUAGUUGUGGAAAAACAGGAAAAUACCAAAGUUUUACCUGAAUAUAGGAGUGUGUAUUGGACCACCAGUAUUCCAUAACUUGGACCAAUGAUCUAGGGAUCAAGCAUGUAUACUUAUUAACCCAUAAGGAUUUAGAGUUGCAAACAUUUAGAUCAUCAAUGAGUACAGCCAGCAGAGCUAGUAUUACUGCCAAGCAUGUAGCCGAAUACAAUGAAUUACUAUUUCAGGCUCUGAGACAAUCAUUCAUGGUGGUACCAAUGACAUACAACUUAUCCCAUAUAGUAUAAGCAAUAUUAGCACAUUCUGAAUGCAAAUAUUAUAAAAAGUAUCAGUUUUUUUAGCCUGUGUCUAAGUUCCCAAUAAUAACCACAUAUCCACAUCCAAAAAUAUUCAGUCCAAUUAUAUGUGCCUCCAAAACAGAGUACCUGAUGAAUUAAUAGGUUGCAGAUUCAUGAACAUUUGUUUAACACACAAUCAUGGCAGCCUCUUUGAAAUAUGCUUUGGAACCACUAAACAGAAGCUAAUAUGACACCGUGUUGCUUUAUUUGGUCACAUACAUUACUAAGAUCCAUUAGCUGUCACAUGAUGAUCCAAAUAAAGCUGCCAAGUACAGCCUUGUGAUAGCAAUCCUAUGGACAACCAUAUGAAAUACCUCCAGCCUGUGACACACUCAGGGAUAAAAUGGACACAUAUAACAUUAUCCAAACACAGAACAGACCAGACACUAGUGAGAACAAUCAGGUUAUCCAUUCUAUUGCUAGAUCCACACCAUUAUGUAAACAGUAGCCAACAUUAUGUACAUUUAAUACAUUCAGGUGUCCAGGAUAAAGUUUUUGUUACCCAUUCUAAUCAUUUGUUGACAUAAAUGAGCAGUUUAGGAUUAGAAAAACAUGACUACUUUCUUCCAAGAACAGAACCACACCUGUCUUCAAUGAAGCUGAUCUAUUAAAACCAGAUGCAGUCCAUGGACAGGUGUGAUAAUGCUUCUGGAAGAAAGCAGCAAUUUUUUCCUAAUCCUGGACAACUCUUUUAAAUCUUUAAAAGGCCUUCAAACCACUGUUGGCUAGAAUGUGGUUGGAUAUUGGAAAUCACCUUUUCUUAUGCAUCAAUUCUCUAUGUGUCUCUACACAUGAAGAUUUAUCUGGUGUCUCAUAUUACAAACAUAUAGUUUGACCUUUCUGCUUGAAUCCAUGAAGUCAAAAUGACCUAUAGACCACCAGUCUUUAUAUAACCCAUCCUGUAUUGACCAUAGGACCCUUAAAUCCUCAGAACUCUAGCAGUAUGUCAGCUACGGAUUCUUUCUCCAACGUAUGGUAAGAUUCAUCUGUCUCCGAAUUGACCACCUUAAUGAAUUCAGUAGCCAGUUCUUUAAGGGUAACAGUUAAGUUCUCAUUAGAAACCCUGACCAUUUA